AUGGACGACUCAGAACUAGCAGCUAUCCGGGCCGCGAGAUUGGCCGAGUUGCAGAGAAACGCACAAGAGGCCAAAGAGCGACUCUCCCGUGUCCGAAUGGUCAGACCAGAGCGGGUGACAUCGGUGGAGAGCUAUCUGCUGAGACUAUUCAAAUCUGGAGCCAUUAGAACAAAGAUUUCGGAGAGCGACAUUGUGGAGAUUCUGGAAAAAGUGUCCAAAGAGGAAAGGAAGGGCAACGAGACCAAGAUUGUGUUUGAUCGCCGCUCGAACCAUUACGAGGACGAGGACGAGGGCGAAGAAGACGAUUUUUUCGAUUAA
Messenger RNA from Ogataea haglerorum, 318 nucleotides. RefSeq lists its product as uncharacterized. The record is from RefSeq and is a predicted model, not a curated record. Bases 1 to 318 code for a protein of 105 amino acids. Gene Ontology annotation, molecular function: DNA binding. The transcript has 2 exons. NCBI's taxonomy places the organism in Eukaryota, Fungi, Ascomycota, Pichiomycetes, Pichiales, Pichiaceae. Gene Ontology annotation, cellular component: nucleus; cytosol.